AUGUCGGGUCUCAAGUACUUUUCUUACAAGGACUAUGGAGUCACUCUUUUGAAAGAGAUGCACUACAGCCAAGCUGUCCGCGUAGGCGACCACAUCGAAAUCUCAGGCCAAGGAGGCUGGGAUCCCAAGACCGGCGAGGUACCGUCCGACUUAACCAAGGAGAUCGACCAAGCCUUCGAGAAUGUGGACCUGACAUUGAGAGACGCUGGCGGCAAGGGCUGGUCGCAAGUCUUCCGCAUACGUCUCUUUGUCCUCGACGAAGCGAUGUCCGCGGAGGGCAUGGGUAGAAUGGUCGAAAACAUGAAGAAAUGGAUGCCAGACCAUGCGCCGAUUCUGACGGGAGUCGGAGCUUCUCAACUUGGGCAGCCGGGAAUGCGGGUGGAAGUUGAGGUUUCGGCUUAUGAUCCGGAGGGAGCCAAGAAGCCAGAGGAAAAUAGUUGA
Messenger RNA from Colletotrichum karsti, 441 nucleotides. RefSeq names its product endoribonuclease L-PSP. The record is from RefSeq and is a predicted model, not a curated record. NCBI's taxonomy places the organism in Eukaryota, Fungi, Ascomycota, Sordariomycetes, Glomerellales, Glomerellaceae. The coding region runs from base 1 to 441 and encodes 146 amino acids. The transcript is spliced from 2 exons.